AUGUCGGAUUCGGCCGCAUCUGCAGCAAAAUUGUGUGGCAUUAAUGAAUAUGAUAAUAUCACAUUAAUUAUACACCUGGCCUCUGCAAAGCCUGCAGGUCAGGCAAGAAGUAGACAAGACGAGCGUUCAAGCUACCUUCAGUUAUGGGUGCGGGAGAUGACCUCAACCGUCUCCCGUCCACUAUUCCUCUCUCCCCUUGGCCUGAUCCGGUUUGAUUUGGGGGCCGCAUGUGCAAACAGCAGAGCGAUUGAAGACGUCGGUGACCUUAAAAUGUAA
Messenger RNA from Protopolystoma xenopodis, 276 nucleotides. The record is from the annotation of a GenBank genome assembly. NCBI's taxonomy places the organism in Eukaryota, Metazoa, Platyhelminthes, Monogenea, Polystomatidea, Polystomatidae.